Lactuca saligna is the source of this 930-nucleotide messenger RNA. The record is from the annotation of a GenBank genome assembly. NCBI's taxonomy places the organism in Eukaryota, Viridiplantae, Streptophyta, Magnoliopsida, Asterales, Asteraceae.
AUGGCGACUGACAGAGGUUGGCAAGAGGCUACGAAUAGAAGACGAAGGAAGACAGCGGCGAUAGGAAAUCAAAAAAGUUGGAAUCAUGCAGGGGUAACGACGCUGUUUGUAUCUAAUAUUCCUCAGGAGACCAGGAUUGAACCCUUAAAAAGUUUCUUCACCAAAUACGGGGAAGUGGUGGAUGUGUAUGUGGCUGCGAAGAAAGACGUAAACAAAAAGUCUUUUGCUUUUGUGCGAUUUAAAGCGACGGGAGAUGAACGGAGACUUGAGGAGUCCCUUCAAGGCUUAACUUUUAAAGAAAAAUCGUUGGAGAUCAACAUAGCAAGGUUUGCAAGAAAAUCGAUCGAUUCAAAAGGGGACAAGCUUACGAGGAAUCAGAACCAAUACAGAAGACCACAGGAACAUCGAUGGAGAGGUAGAGAUAACAGAUCCUUCGCUGAGGUGGUACGAGGUAGUAAUAAACUUGGGAGAACUACGGCCUACCAAACCCAAGCGGAACUUUUAUCUCCAAUUAAGAUCUCAGACGAUUCACCGCUUAAGGGAUGGUUGAGUAUCUAUGGGAAAGUCGGUGUCAUCACAAGCUCGUUAUCAUCCAUCUCAAGUGAGCCGACAGUAGAGAUUAAUGGAAAGACAAUUAAAAUCCGAGUUGACGAAGUCGAUCUUGACUGGACUCCAUUUAAGCAGCUUGAUCACUCAUUGGAGGAUACUUCCUCGUCAGACGAAGAUGAAAACGAAGUGGAUGACUUGGUCGGAUCGGACGAUGAAGAUCAUGUAUCGGAUACCCCUCCAAUACAGUAUGAAAAGGAAGAGUCUGAAGAGGGUGAGAUUAGAGAAGAGGAUGGAACGGAAAUAAAUUCUCACUUGCAUGUGGUCGGUAAGCAUAACAACUCGGAGAUGGGGCCGCCUCCGGCGAUCAUGGUACCGGACUGA